CACUGAGUCGGGCGAAGAAUGGGAGAAUCCUCUGAUAAGCCUAAAGAGGAAAUCGAAGAAGAAAAAGGCAAGAUCCUUAGCAGUCAGUGUUAAUGAGACGUUUAUGGUUGCGCAUGAAGAGGAAAGAAGGGAUGAGAUACUAUUUUCCCAUUCUGAUCACGAGAGUGAGAGAGACAAAAUCAAGGAUGAUAUGCGCAAGGAAUACUGCACAGACUCUGAGGGCUCCAACAACCCCAGAAAAACAGGCCAGAAAAGGGGCGCUACCAGAGUGGUAAUUCGUCCUUCCAAAUUUAAAUUAUGAUCAGUCCUAUUAUUUUUUGGAAUAUUAGAGGAGUAGGCACUUCUUAUAGGAGGUUGAGGAAAAUUAUUAAGCAAUUUAGCCCUAAUAUCAUAGCUUUAGCUGAGCCCUUUUUGUUAGAGGAUAGAAUCCCGUCAUUCUUAGGAAGAUUUAGUUGCAAUUGUUUUGUCACAAAUGAGGUGCAUGGUGGUAAAAUUUGGUUGAUGUGGAAUUCACUGGUUUCGAUACAGUGGGUGGCGGGGUCUAAUCAGUUUAUUACUGUGAAAGUAGAGGAGAAUGGUCAUACGUUUCUACUAUCUAUUAUAUAUGCAAAGUGCAACCGUAAUGAUAGAAGAGAGCUUUGGGCGGAUUUGGAAAAUAUGGGGACUGCCAGAAUUCCUUGGGUUCUCUGUGGGGACUUUAAUAUCAUUAAGGACGAAUCAGAAAGAAGAGGUUUUGGCGCGCUCUACUUCGGAUCACUCCCCGUUGGUUAUUCAAAUGGGGGAGAACUUAUUCAGGUAUGGUCCUAGUCCUUUCCGCUUUCAAUAUAUGUGGACUGAUCAUUUGGAUUUCUAUAGUUUUGUGGAUGGAGUGUGGAAA
This is a messenger RNA of Juglans regia (Persian walnut), 877 nucleotides long. RefSeq lists its product as uncharacterized. The coding region runs from base 298 to 807 and encodes 169 amino acids. NCBI's taxonomy places the organism in Eukaryota, Viridiplantae, Streptophyta, Magnoliopsida, Fagales, Juglandaceae. Gene Ontology annotation, molecular function: catalytic activity. The transcript is spliced from 2 exons. The record is from RefSeq and is a predicted model, not a curated record.